AUGUCUGGGCCGUCCGCCGUGGCGGAGCCGGGGCUCCCCGAGCCGGGCGCGUCAGAUCCGCUGCGCGCAGGCUUCGUGCUGGGGCUGGAUGUGGGCAGCACGGUGAUCCGCUGCCACGUCUAUGAUCGGGCGGCGCGGGUCCGCGGCUCCAGCGCGCAGAAGGUAGAAAGUCUUUAUCCUCAAGCUGGCUGGGUUGAAAUCGAUCCUGAUGUUCUCUGGGCUCAAUUUGUUGCUGUAAUGAAAGAAGCUGUCAAAGCUGCUGGAGUAGAGAUGAAUCAAAUUGUUGGGCUUGGCAUUUCGACGCAGAGAGCAACCUUUAUUACGUGGGAUAAGACAACGGGAAAUCAUUUUCACAACUUAAUAAGUUGGCAAGACCUAAGAGCUGCUGAUCUUGUAAAAUCUUGGAAUCGCUCUCUUACAAUUAAGCUGCUACACAGUUCCUGCCGACUGCUGCAUUUUUUCACUCGCAGCAAACGCCUUUUAGCGGGCAGUGUGCUCACAUUCACCACCCAGCACGUGUCCUUGAGAUUGGCCUGGGUUUUGCAGAACCUGCCGGAGGUACAAAAAGCAAUUGAAGAGGAAAAUUGCCGCUUUGGGACUAUUGAUACUUGGUUGUUACAUAAACUUACGAAAGGUUCUGAAUAUGCCACAGAUUUUUCAAAUGCCAGUACAACUGGACUUUUUGACCCGUAUGAGAUGUGCUGGAGCGGCCUCAUUACCUCCCUGCUGUCAAUACCAUGCUCUCUCCUGCCUCCUGUAAAGGACACGAGCCACAAUUUUGGAACCGUGAAUGAAGAGAUAUUUGGUGUGUCUAUACCAAUCAUGGCCUUGGUAGCCGACCAGCAGUCAGCUAUGUUUGGAGAGUGCUGCUUCCAUACAGGAGAUGUGAAAUUCACCAUGGGAACUGGGACAUUUUUGGACAUUAAUACUGGAAACAACUGUGAACAGACUACCGGAGGUUUUUACCCAUUGAUCGGAUGGAAGAUUGGACAAGAAGUUGUUUGCGUAGCUGAAAGCAAUGCCGCAGACACCGGGACCGCCAUAAAAUGGGCCCAGCAGUUAAAUCUUUUCACAGAUGCUGAUGAGUCUGAAAAAAUGGCCAAACAUUUGGAAGAUGCUGAGGGAGUUUAUUUUGUUCCAUCUUUUAGUGGAUUGCAGGCUCCAGUGAAUGACCCCUGUGCGUGUGCCUCUUUUAUGGGUUUGAAGCCUUCCACCAGUAAAUACCAUCUCGUCCGAGCAAUACUGGAGUCAUUAGCUUUCAGAAAUAAGCAACUGUAUGACAUGCUGCAGAAAGAGAUCCACAUUCCCAUAACAAGAGUCCGGGCAGAUGGUGGAGUCUGCAGGAACAACUUUAUCAUGCAGAUGACCUCAGACCUGAUCAACGAGAACAUAGACAGGCCUGUACAGGUCGACAUGUCCUGCUGGGGUGCAGCUUCUCUGGCUGGCCUUGCUCUUGGGCUUUGGACAGACAAGGAGGAACUGAAGAGACUGAGGGAAAGCGAGAUGGUUUUCAAGCCACAGAAGAAGUGGCAGGAGUACGAGAUGAGCAUGGAAAACUGGGGGAAAGCCGUGAAGCGCUCCAUGAAUUGGUAUACCGGGACCUGACACUGAACGCAGCUGCGGCCGCACCGGCGGCGUGCUCACAGUCUGCACAGAAGAGACCGAGCUCCUGAAACACCAACACUACAAGGACCACGUGGAGAUCAGUUAGCACAACCUGAAGGAAAAGCACUGCUCUUUUGAAAAGCAAAUAAACGAACAGAAACUUAUUUUUAAACCCCAAACCUUAGGAAGACUGCUCUGGCACCAGUACCUCGAGACUUCUGUGUCUUCUGUUUUGUAGCAAAUUCCAAAAGCCAUCCUAUUGGGGGAGUUAUGUAUCCUCCUUUUUUUCCUUUUCCUUUUUAAAAUCGUUUUAUUGGGGACGCCUCCUCCUUUUUUUCAUACUUGGGUUGACAGUGCAUCGGAACAUUGUUGUUGAGCAUUUGUGCUAAUAGUUCUGGAUCAAGUAUCUUUCACACUUUGUUCCAGAAUUAUAUGGAAUUCACUCUCUUGAAUGAAGUGGGCUAUUCGAAGUCUAUGCCCUUAAAAGCAAAGUAUAACUGGAGAAAUGUAGACGUCUGAGACAUUCGUAUUGAUGUUGAAAGCCAUAAUGGUUCAACAUCCAAAUAGGAGCCCAAUCCAUCUCUCACAGAUAAGCUCAUUUGUUUGAGCUUCACGACACUGCCUUAAUCCUUCCUUAUUCAACUAAAAUCUAAGCAUUCUUCUUUUAAAUAAUAAUUUUAGUUCAUGAAUCAAAAAAGGUUUCUGAUUCUGUUUUUGAGCUUGUCAUUGCGAUUUGAGCCUAAGUUUACAGAGGAAAUCGGUCUGCCACUCAGCAGCUCACCCCAUUUGUAACCACGUCCGUCCUGCUUGCUUCUGGUGAUUCCUGCUCCCAAUUCUCUUCCUUUCCUAUCCACCACUGCCGUUUGAGCUUCAUCCCUGGGCAGGUGAUGCGGCUGGUUGUUCUAAGGAGUGCCUACCCCGCUGGAAUUUUUGUUGACCCAAUGGGUCUGUCUGUUGUUUGGCUGAAGGCUAAGCCAGCAGAGGUGGAGGUUGGAGGAUUCUUAAGGAACAAAAGAUACCAUGUGUUCUGUGUUUAAAUUGUAUUUAUUUCAAAAAACGUCUUGCUAAAGUGUACUAAGUAUAAUAACCUCACUGUUCCCUUUUUUACAGAAUGUUGAUAAUUCAUAAAAUGUGUCUUCUAUUUUUUAUUCAUUGAGAUGGUGACAUAAAUGUCUUUGAUUUUGAUUAAGGGUCUAAUUGACAAAGCUGAAUUUGAAGACAGUGCCCACAUUGAAUAGUAGCUUAAAGCUUUCCUUUAAGGCUG
This is a messenger RNA of Echinops telfairi (small Madagascar hedgehog), 2869 nucleotides long. It is a transcript of the gene GK5, whose product is annotated as glycerol kinase 5. Bases 1 to 1605 code for a protein of 534 amino acids. The record is from RefSeq and is a predicted model, not a curated record. The transcript has 16 exons. Gene Ontology annotation, molecular function: glycerol kinase activity. NCBI's taxonomy places the organism in Eukaryota, Metazoa, Chordata, Mammalia, Afrosoricida, Tenrecidae. Gene Ontology annotation, biological process: triglyceride metabolic process; glycerol-3-phosphate biosynthetic process; glycerol metabolic process. Gene Ontology annotation, cellular component: mitochondrion.